AAUUGUGUGAAAAAUAAAUAAUAGGCAUCUCGAAUGUUUGUUUAUUAACGUUAUUUUUCAAUAAUUAUUGAGUGUAUUUAUUUAAUGUGUUUUAAAAUUAGUUGGGUUUUAAUUUGUGAUAUUAUAACUGAGACUACUUUAUACUUGUCACUGCACGAAAACAAAAAAAUACUCCAAUUUGUUUGAUCAACAAAUUGUCAAGUAUUAUUUACAAAAAUGAUUGUUGAUAAGCAAAAUUGUUGCUUAACAUUUAUAUUUAUUAUAUUGUGUGGAAUUACUCAGUGUUUUGCUAGAGAUACAUUUGAUUUUUCAAAACCACUUAAUCAUGAUGGCUAUGUUGAUCCACAUUCAGUUUAUUACAACAAGCAUACAAAAACGAUACAAGCUAACGAAGAAUCAGUUGAACCAGAAAAUAAAAAAAUCAAUACUUUAACAGAACGAAAAUGUAGUCAAGUGUUACAUGAUUGUCUUCAUGGAAAAACAAAAGAUGUGCCUGAUGAAAUGUUUUCACGUAGAUUAAUCAAUAUGCUUCUUGGACUUGCUGUUUUUGAGGAAAAUGAUAGUUUUUUUACAAGUAAUAUUGUUAUUGAAUUAACAAAAGAUGAAUUAAAAAAACUCAAAGAUUUUGGUCUUGGAAAAGUAACAAUAAAAGAUAUUGAUUCAAUAGUUACUGAUGUAUUUAAAUCACCAAAUACAAAUGCAUUAACCAGUGCAUUAUUUAUAUUUAAAAGUUUUUUUAUUCCAACUGCAUCUGGUUUUUGGCCAUAUAAAGAAUGGAUUGUUGGAUCUAUUAUUUUUUUGUACAUGACUUGGACAUUGUUGAAAUGCCAAUGGACUUGUUUUAAAAUGAUUUUGUUUAGUAUUUUCAUUAUAUUUGUUGUGAGUUUUACCAUAACUUAUUUACAAAUGUAUGAGGAGGCUAAAAUUAAACUGACAGCGAAACAAUUGCGAUAUACUGAAAUUCCUAUUCAAUGUCAGCCAUAUAAAAUGACAUGGUUUGACAUAAUAACAACAUUAUUUUCAUCUGAUACUCAUUGUCAAAAAUACCAAGAAGCUAUUAUGGAAAAUCCAUUUUUACAAGUAACUCCUGCUCAGGCAUUAUCACGUAUGCUUGCUGUAUUUUCAUUUGAACCUAUAAAAAUAGCUGGAAGUACCGUUAGUGAAUUUGUUAAGAAUAGUAUUGAAAAUAUGCCUAUCUGGACACAAUGGGCUCUUGGACCAAUUUUAACAGUGUUAAUUAUUACUGCAAUUAUUUUAAUAACCAUGUUCAUCUUAUUCAUUUCAAUAGGAGGCUCACUGAGUCUUGGUCUUGGUCCUUUAAAAUUUUUGUCACUUCAAAAGAAAAAAAAUACACCUCAAGAAAAUUCAUCAGUUCGCAGUAAGGAAAAAAGAGAACCUAUAGAAUUGAUAGUCAAAGUUCAAGUCUCGAAUGAUAACUUGAAUCAACAAAUUACAUCUGAAUCUUUAAAAAUAAAAGACUCAUCAGAAACAUCAACAAUCAAAAAUGAAUUGAAUGAAAAAAUUGAGGAAAAAAUAGAAAAUAUAGAUUCAAAAAAACUGGCAGUAGAAAAUAAUGAUUUAAAGUUGCCAUUGCCAGGAACAUCAGAAAAAAAUGAAAUAGAUGAUUAUGAAAUAAUCCAAAAUAUAUCGGGUUUGGAAUAAUUUUUUUCCAACAGGUAUGAUUAACUUUAGAUAUACUCUCGAUCUUUUAGAGAGAGAUAUUUAGUUUAAAUAUUUUAAAAUGAUUGAAAAAUGUAUAGCUGUGAUAGGCCAAAUUAUUACAAUCAAAAACAUUGAUUAAAGUAAUUACUUUUUCAGUGUUUUAUUUGUUUUUCUUUUAAUUUAUUAAUACUGAUAGUUAAUAAUUUUUAAUUAUGUAUAUAAAAAAAAAAUUUAUAGUUGCCAUGCGACAUUAAAAUUAAGUAUUAAUAAUUUUUGAUAACUUUAGGCUAAAAAUAAUAUUAAAUUAUUUUAAUACUCAUUUUAAUGUUUUUAUACAUAUAGAUAUUAAAUUUUCUAUGGAAAUUAAUUUAUACAAUUAAUAACAAUACAAUGAAUAAAAUGAAUGAGUUAUAAAAUAAAAAAA
This is a messenger RNA of Aphidius gifuensis, 2086 nucleotides long. RefSeq lists its product as uncharacterized. Lineage: Eukaryota; Metazoa; Arthropoda; Insecta; Hymenoptera; Braconidae. Gene Ontology annotation, molecular function: chloride channel activity. The record is from RefSeq and is a predicted model, not a curated record. The transcript is spliced from 8 exons. Bases 217 to 1662 code for a protein of 481 amino acids. Gene Ontology annotation, cellular component: endoplasmic reticulum; membrane.